CAGGAUUAGUCGGGAGCGGCAGAGACAGCGCUCCGGUAAUCUCCCGGUAAUAAAUGGGGGGAGUCGGGCACGUUUGAAACUGCCGGUACCGAGUGACACCCCGAGGCCCCCUGAGACUCCGGAGAAAGUCCCCACAGUUGCAGCACGAUGGGUCGCUAUGUGGCUCCGCAGCAAACCAACGCGCCCCGGCCAGGUAAACGCAGCAGCAGCAGCUUCACCUGCGAAGCCACAGCGGAGGACAGCGGAGCUUCUCAGCGGACACUUUGCUGACUGGGAGACGGACGCACAGAAACCUCAGCGUACUUUAACCAUGGAGGAGAGUCAGUCGGAGUAGGGUAACUUACUACAACCUACACCAUCCACAAGCAGACUGUCACAAAGGACGCCAAUCUUCAAGAUGGCCCGAUAAAUUCUUGACGCCGUGCUUCGGAGAUUGGAUUGUCCAUCUCUCAGUAGCGAAGGAGACGAGCAGAGAGGCCGUUAUUUGGUUAUUUCAGUCUUCAGAUGGACCGUGUGCCAUCCGCACUUGCUGGUAAGAUGCGCUGGAUCACACUGGUGCUUGCCGGCUUGACUUUCUGGGGCAAAGUUACUAUUUGUAACUGUUUCGACUACGAGGAGCCAGACUAUGAAUAUUAUGAGGAAGAGAGAGCGGAGACCAUUGACUACAAGGACCCCUGCAAAGCUGCUGUAUUUUGGGGCGACAUCGCAUUAGAUGAGGAAGACCUGCGCAUGUUCCAGAUUGACAGGACGAUAGACCUGACACAACACACACACAUGCACACACACUCUCGACAGGGGCACACAUCUGGUGGAAUCGAGGAACAUGAAACUCUGAAGAAGAGAGGGUCUUUAUACCUUCUGCUAGAAAGAAUACGUAGGUUUGGUUUUGACUAUCUCCCCAAAAAUGACAGCAAGGGAGCUGCCAGUCCAAAGAGCCAAAGUGGGAAAGCUGGGAAGAAUGGAAAGUUUGUGAAAACUCGUAUUCCUCGAGCAGCCACUUCCCGAGCUGAGAGGAUAUGGCCUGGAGGAGUCAUUCCCUACGUCAUAGGAGGAAACUUCACUGGCAGUCAGAGGGCCAUGUUCAAGCAGGCCAUGCGCCACUGGGAGAAACAGACAUGUGUGACUUUCAUUGAGAAGACAGAUGAAGAAAGCUACAUAGUCUUCACCUACAGACCCUGCGGGUGUUGUUCCUAUGUGGGUCGUCGUGGAAACGGGCCCCAGGCCAUCUCCAUAGGAAAGAACUGUGACAAGUUUGGCAUUGUGGUGCAUGAACUGGGCCACGUCAUUGGCUUCUGGCACGAACACACGCGGCCCGACCGUGACGAUCACGUGACCAUCAUCCGGGAUAACAUCCAACCAGGCCAGGAAUAUAACUUCCUCAAGAUGGAGCCAGGGGAGGUGAACUCUCUUGGGGAGCCAUAUGAUUUUGAUAGCAUCAUGCACUACGCCAGGAACACCUUCUCACGCGGGAUGUUCCUCGACACCAUCCUUCCAUCCAGAGAUGAAAAUGGGGUCCGGCCUGCAAUUGGUCAGCGGACCAGGCUCAGUAAAGGAGACAUUGCACAGGCAAGAAAGCUGUAUAGAUGUCCAGCAUGCGGGGAGACGCUCCAAGAGUCAACAGGCAACUUCUCAUCUCCUGGUUACCCCAAUGGAUACCCUUCAUACACACACUGUGUCUGGAGAAUAUCUGUCACACCCGGAGAAAAGAUUGUUCUGAACUUCACCACCAUGGAUCUGUACAAAAGCAGUCUGUGCUGGUAUGACUACAUCGAAGUUCGAGAUGGAUACUGGAGGAAAGCUCCGCUGCUUGGCAGGUUUUGCGGAGAUAAAGUUCCCGACGUCUUGAUUUCAACUGAUAGCAGGAUGUGGAUUGAGUUCCGCAGCAGCAGCAACUGGGUAGGAAAAGGCUUCGCUGCCAUUUACGAAGCGAUCUGUGGAGGGGAAAUCACCAAGGACUCAGGGCAGAUUCAGUCUCCCAAUUAUCCUGAUGACUACAGACCCUCCAAAGAGUGUGUGUGGAGGAUCGCUGUAUCUGAGGGAUACAACGUUGGGCUCAGCUUCCAGGCCUUCGAGAUCGAGAGGCACGACAGCUGCGCUUACGAUUACCUGGAAGUUCGGGACGGCCCGCUCGAAACGAGCCCUCUGAUUGGGCGAUUCUGUGGCUACGACAAACCCGAGGACGUGCGCUCUACCUCACACACGCUGUGGAUGAAGUUUGUCUCAGAUGGGACUGUAAACAAGGCCGGCUUUGCUGCUAACUUUUUCAAAGAGGAUGAUGAGUGUGCCAAGCCAGACAAUGGUGGAUGUGAACAGAGGUGUGUAAACACUCUCGGCAGCUUCAAGUGUGCCUGUGACCCAGGUUAUGAACUAGCCCCUGACAAGAAGAGCUGUGAAGCGGCAUGUGGUGGUCUUCUAUCAAAGUUAAAUGGGACCAUUAGCACACCUGGCUGGCCUAAAGAGUACCCACCCAACAAAAACUGCGUGUGGCAGGUGGUGGCGCCCACUCAGUAUCGCAUCUCCAUGCAGUUUGAAGCUUUCGAGCUUGAAGGCAACGAGGUGUGUAAAUACGACUACGUAGAAGUGCGGAGCGGCCUUUCAUCCGACUCUAAGCUGCAUGGUAAAUACUGUGGUACCGAGGUCCCGGAGGUCAUCACCUCUCAGUACAACAACAUGAGGAUUGAGUUCAAGUCGGACAACACCGUUUCUAAGAAAGGCUUUAAAGCUCACUUCUUCUCAGACAAAGACGAGUGCAGCAAGGACAACGGCGGCUGCCAACACGAGUGCAUCAACACGGUGGGCUCCUACGUGUGUCAUUGUCGCCAUGGCUUCGUGUUGCAUGAGAACAAACAUGACUGUAAGGAAGCCGAGUGUGAGCAUAAGAUCCACAGUCCCAGUGGGACCCUGAGCAGCCCAAACUGGCCAGACAAAUACCCCAGCCGGAAAGAGUGCACCUGGGACAUAACAGCCACACCGGGACACAGAGUCAAAAUUACCUUUAAUGAGUUUGAGAUCGAGCAGCAUCAGGAAUGUGCCUAUGACCAUCUGGAGGCGUUUGACGGGGACAGUGACACAGCCGCCAUCUUGGGUCGUCUGUGUGGCAGUAAGAUCCCGGAGUCGCUGGUGUCCACUGGCAACAAGAUGUACCUUCGCUUCAUUUCUGACGCCUCAGUGCAAAGGAAGGGUUUCCAAGCUUCACACUCAACAGAGUGUGGAGGUCGGCUGAAAGCAGAAGCUCAUCAGAAGAACCUUUACUCCCACUCCCAGUUCGGAGACAACAAUUAUCCGGGUCACACUGACUGUGAGUGGCUGCUGACGGCAGAACAGGGCUACGGCAUUGAGCUCAGCUUCAUUACAUUUGAGGUGGAGGAGGAGGCCGACUGUGGUUAUGAUUACAUCGAGCUCUAUAAUGGAUAUGAUGCCAACUCACACCGACUGGGACGCUUCUGCGGUUCAGGGCCUAGAGAGGGGAUUUACUCACCUGGAGAUGCUAUGCUGAUCCGUUUCCAUAGCGACGACACAAUAAGCAAGAAGGGCUUCCACAUCCUCUACACGAGCACCAAGUUCCAGGAGAACCUUCACACCAGGAAAUGACUACAGUCGUAGCCCGUAACCUCUGACCUCUGUGCAGCCCCAGCCACUGUUACCCUGACCUUCACCACGGCAAUGAGAAAAGUACAGCUCGUCCCCUCUUGGCCAGCUAUGAGAAGAAGAUAAUUCUUCUGUGGAUAUCUGUCUCCCUCUGUGGCUCCACACAGGUCACUGCACUCCGAGAUGAGACGAGGAAAAACAUCGAGACUUAUCAGCAAACACUUGGGGGAUUGCGCUGAUGACCGCGCGAGCCGUUUUCACAGAGGAGAUGGUUUUGUUACCGCACAUCAAAGCUAUGUGAUCAGUACAGGACGACAGGGUUGCAGGAGAUCCAUAUAGAUUCACUGAGAUACCCGGAGCUGAACAAAUGCAAAUAAAAAGCACAAACACUAGUUUCAUAUUCGGAGAUAUAAACCGCGGAUGCCAAAGAAACUAAAGACCUUAAAAAUGCAUCCGAGGAGGGAGUCCAGAGUCUGAAACCGUGCGACGUACUGUGAUCAGACGGCUGCUUACCACCCACAGUAACCCACGACAAACUGCUGACAAACAUUUUUAUUGCCUUUGAGGCCUGGGAACUGGUCUCUUCAGCCCAGCUCAGAACGGCUGCAGAUUAUUUUAUUCCAUGUCUUUGUAUUGUAAAACUCAUUGUGUUUACUGUGUGUGUGCGCGUGCGUGCGUGUGUGUGUGGGGGGGGGGGGAGAACAAAGAGGCUCGAGUCUGCCCUUUGCCCUUUUUGUUGUUUUUCUUGCUUACAGCUUAUGCAGAUUGUGGAAUAAAAAGAAAAUAAAGAAUAUUAAAUGCAAAUAAAGACUUCCAAAAUGAUGUGUGAUGUUAAUGUUAAGCCUCACUGUAAGUUGUGGGUGUGUCCAGUUGCCCUUCCUCCACAGUGAACAUGUGAUUUUCUUUUUUUCUUCUUCUUCCCCAGUGGAUAGCAGAAGGGAAUAUUUUACACAGCUGUCUCUUGAAAGUCAGUGACUGAAGGAGAGAUUCCCAUGGUGCUAAAAAUAAAGAAUACACUGAAAGACUGAAUGAAGGCUUUCAAAUGGAGACAGCGUGCAAACAGCACUCUGCAAUCAACAGCACUAGUCCUAUGGAACUACAAUAUUGCCUUAGAACCAAAUGUAUGCUAUCGGACGUCGCUCUUACGCUCUUGCACAGGCGUCUCGUGUCGGCGCCAUGUUUUGAUUUGUUUGGUGAGAUUGGUUUAAUUGUAAAAAAAAAUAGCAACAACAAAAAAAACAUGAAACGUGAAGUCUGGGUGUAAGACGAUAUCUGCAGUGCAUGUGUGUUUGUGUCACUUUUGUGGUUACAUGCACACAUACGCGUGUUUUUUGUGCAUUUAGGGGAAAAAAAGGACAAUUCGAAGGAUAUGUGCUGCAAAUGGGCUGCGUUGUUUCUCUUAGUGUGUUGUAGGUGAUUCUAGAGCAACUGUGCGUGUGUGUCUUUUAAGUUGUGUGUUUUUAAGUUGAAUCUCUCAUUGCUGUAUGUGCCAAGCUCCAGGUGACCCUGAUCCCACUGUUAACUGUAGUUUUUGCUUUAUCGUUCCACCUCUGGGUCUGACAUGACGUCCUCUGCAUCGGUCAUUAAAAUACACACAGGCUAAA
Messenger RNA from Pelmatolapia mariae (spotted tilapia), 5192 nucleotides. It is a transcript of the gene tll1, whose product is annotated as tolloid-like 1. NCBI's taxonomy places the organism in Eukaryota, Metazoa, Chordata, Actinopteri, Cichliformes, Cichlidae. Gene Ontology annotation, biological process: proteolysis. The record is from RefSeq and is a predicted model, not a curated record. Gene Ontology annotation, molecular function: metalloendopeptidase activity; calcium ion binding; zinc ion binding. The coding region runs from base 505 to 3591 and encodes 1028 amino acids. The transcript has 22 exons.